Molecule: messenger RNA, 1844 nt
Organism: Panicum hallii
Lineage: Eukaryota; Viridiplantae; Streptophyta; Magnoliopsida; Poales; Poaceae
Product: cold-responsive protein kinase 1-like
Exons: 7
Coding region: 492-1637 (381 amino acids)
Biological process (GO): protein phosphorylation
Molecular function (GO): protein kinase activity; ATP binding
Source: RefSeq, a predicted model, not a curated record
CCGCCAACGAACCCACCGAUCCGGUCCCGCUCGCCCGCCGGCUCGCCGAGUCAACGGCUUGACUGCGCCCGCCACGCUCGCUGCCCUCGCUGCCUGCCGCUUAAGAGCAUGCCUCCGGCGUCGUUUUAUCUUCUUCCCCCUGGCUCCCCCUCCGUUCCGCGCUCGGGGAAACUUCCAACUUCCAAGCCCGAGAGAGGAAAAAAGGCGCCGUCUUUAACCGACCGACACCCUCCUUCCCCGACGGGGUUGCUUGCUGGGGCGGCCAGGCUAUUGGAUUUCCGGCGGCUCCCGGUUCGCGUGGCGGCGGGGUUGGGACACUCCGCGGGUCGCGUCUCGGCGGUCGCGUCCACCGCCUCCUUCGCCGUUGUGGUUCGGGAUAUGAUGGCUGCUGUUGAAUGUUGAUGAAAUUCAGUUAUAGAUACUGAGCUGUCAUCUAAGUUAAAUUAAACACAGCACAACUGUGUGCACUGAGAGUUUGAAACACGUCAGCAAUGAGUUGUUUUUCUCACUUUUUCAAGAGGAAAACGGGGCCGCAACGACAAGACGAUCCGGCUAGUGAUUACUUCACUGGUUCUGAGAAUAUAACAAGAUACAGCUAUAGGGAACUGGUUAGAGCAACAUCAAAUUUUGACCAAGCCAAUAAGAUUGGUGAGGGAGGUUAUGGUCCUGUCUACAAGGGAACGCUCAAGGAUGGAACAGCUAUUGCCGUAAAGGUUCUGUCUUUACAUUCUAGACAAGGUGCAAAUGAGUUUCUCAAUGAGCUUCUUGCAAUCUCUGAUGUUGCACAUGAGAAUCUUGUCAAACUCUAUGGCUGCUGUGUAGAAGGGAACCACAGGAUCCUUGUCUACAAUUAUCUUGAGAACAAUAGCCUUGCACAUACCCUUCUAGGUUCAGGGCAUAGCAACAUCCAAUUCAACUGGAGAACUCGAGUAAAUAUCUGCAUCGGUGUUGCCCAGGGAUUGGCUUUCCUCCAUGAUAGUGUCCGCCCUCACAUUGUUCACCGCGACAUCAAAGCGAGCAAUAUCCUUCUUGAUAAGGACCUUACACCAAAAAUAUCUGAUUUUGGUCUGGCAAAGCUUCUACCUUCGGAUGUAUCACAUGUUAGCACAAGAGUCGCAGGAACUCUAGGUUACUUGGCUCCAGAAUAUGCGAUUCGAGGACAAGUGACACGGAAGGCAGAUGUCUACAGCUAUGGUGUUCUGCUCAUUGAAAUAGUUAGUGGAAGAUGCAAUACUGAUACGAAAUUGCCCUAUGAUGAUCAGAUUCUUCUUGAGAAGACAUGGAGAUACUACGACCAGGGGAAUCUGGAGAAGAUCAUAGACAGUUCUCUAGGCGACGACCUGGACAUCGAUGAAGCCUGCAGGUUCCUGAAGAUUGGGCUCCUCUGCACCCAGGACGUCACGAAGCGGCGGCCAGGCAUGUCAGCAGUGGUGGCCAUGCUGAAAGGCGAGGCGGAAGUGGACACUCAGAUGAUCAGCAAGCCCGACGUGAUCAGGGACUUCAGGGACCUGAAGCUCCGGAGCAGGGCCACGUCGUCGACGCUGCUGACCUCCAUCAUGGCGCGCUCAUCCCCGCUGUCGUCUGAAGAGACAACGCGCACCUCCAUCACCUUCACGGCGAUAUCAGAGCGCGACUGAUGAUCGGGGAUGAGGUUGACUGCGACUGCAACCGAUUAACUAGAGCAAAUUGUAUGUAGCAUAGGCGAGAAUUCUUUUUGUUGGUUGUAUGAUUCGUGUGCAUAGAUGUGCUUUCCCCCUGUUAUAGAGCAUAUGAACAAAUUGGUUAUACCUUCAGAGCAAGAAUCAACCUGUGAAGUAAAGAAAUGGAAAUCUGCUCAUUUCAAA